Molecule: messenger RNA, 153 nt
Organism: Dovyalis caffra
Lineage: Eukaryota; Viridiplantae; Streptophyta; Magnoliopsida; Malpighiales; Salicaceae
Source: the annotation of a GenBank genome assembly
AUGGGCGAGGUAGGAGAUAGUGAUGAAGGAAGAGAGGGAGGACGAAUGGUAGUGAUCAACGAAGGUGGCUGGCUUGAUUCGACUGCUCUGAGGGAGCUAGUCUUUGGCUAUGAAGAGGAGUGGUUUCGGGAUGUGGAGAUUGGCGAUGAGUGA